AAGGAUAAAUAUAUUUAGUGGCUCUGAGUUUCAACAAAUAAGAAAGAAAAAAAAUCUGUGAGGACGAAAACUCUCCUCCGUGCCGGCAAGUUUCUUAGUUGAUCGGCGUGUGUUGCCGGAAUCUAUAACAACUUCACUAACCACUUUAACCAUUAUCAGGUUUGGAAAAGUGUGACUACGGUCUUGAUAAAAGAAAUGGUCCAAAGUCAGUCUCUAAGCACGUUAACAAUAUGUGGAAGUGUACAAGAUUACAGCUCAUGGAGGAACCGUGUUAAGUUUGUGAAAUCUCCAGGACUGAUUAGUGAUCGAUGUGUGUCGUGUCAGUUCUUUAGUAGAUCAUCUUCUCUAAGAGGCCAUUGGAAGUCAGUAAAGCAAAGAAACAUGGUGAGGGUUGAAGCUAGAUGGCCAUUUCAUGGAGGUGACCAAGGUCUAGACCCAAACUCUGAGCGUAGCGAGAGUGCCAAUGAAGAUAUUUUGAUCUUCUUCUUCCAGCUUGACUUGGCUACUCGUGUGCAGUGUGCUUUGAAUAUGGAACAGUACGACAUUGCGCAACAACUCAGAGAAAAGCUAACUGAGGUUGAAGAGGAGGCGAUAAGACUGCAGGAACUGAAAAGAGGAUCAUCAUCAAAAAGUGAAGCACAAGACAAGGGUAUUAGCAUUAUAAGGCUACGUGCAGAUCUGCAGAAGGCUAUUGACGGUGAGGAUUAUGGUUUGGCAGCUAAGUUGAGAGAUGAAAUCUCAAAGCUUGAAGCAGAGUCAUUAGCUGUCUCUGCCAAAGCCCUGGCUUUUGAGAAUGCAGAGUAUGCAUUUCGUUUGGGACAGAAACUGAAACACAAAGCUUUUGGUUACCGGGCUGUAGUUUGCGGGAUGGAUCCAGUUUGCUGUGAAUCAAGCUCCUGGAUGGAAGCUGCAGGAGUUGAAAAGUUGCCUCGUGGAUCUAACCAGCCAUUUUAUCAGGUUCUUGUGGAUGUUCGCACCCAUCCUGAUCUACUAGUGGCAUACGUUCCUGAAGACAAUCUAUUAGCUCCAGAGAAACCGGACAAAGAAAGGUUUGAUCAUCCAUACAUUUCUUUCCUCUUCUAUGGUGCGGAUACAGCUGGAGAUUUCAUUCCAAUCCAACAGCUGCGUGAGAAGUACAACAAACCUCGGCAUGAAGUUCCCUUUGAUUCAAAAGAUGAGGAUUAAGAUGAAAGUGGCCUUCACUAUCACAGAUUCAAGCUCAGACCACACAACAGAGCAAGAAUCUUAGCAUAGCUCAGAGCUGUUUAAUAACAACUUUUCUUGCUCUGUACACUAAAACAAUCGACUUAAUCCAAGAAUGCUUUUGUGUUUAUAUAUGAUUCUUUGUUUAUCCACAAAAGCCAUGAGACAA
Brassica rapa (field mustard) is the source of this 1372-nucleotide messenger RNA. RefSeq names its product clp protease adapter protein ClpF, chloroplastic. Gene Ontology annotation, molecular function: protein binding; DNA binding. Lineage: Eukaryota; Viridiplantae; Streptophyta; Magnoliopsida; Brassicales; Brassicaceae. The record is from RefSeq and is a predicted model, not a curated record.